AUGGCUUCAUGGAACCCGGCAUUCAUGCCAAACUCAGCCACCGACCUCCCGGCACAACCCUUACCGACUGACGACACCAUCGCGGCAGACACGGCAGAGCACUCGAGCGGCGUAGCUCAAGAUGGCUCGGAUUUCUGGGGAAUCAACGGAGAAGGAGAAGGGAAUGCGCCCGCCCAGAAUGACGGAACUGACGCCUGGUUCCCCAACUAUGGAACGGGCGAUCAUAUGACGAAACCCACGACUGAUGCGCAAGCUACGGCCCAAAUACCCAGUGAAACUGAUACGAACACUCCCGAUACGGCUACCGAACAGACAGAGACAGCGCAUGUAAUUACAAAAGAUGUCGAAGCUGUAGAGCCAGCUCCUACUCAGCCUGAAGCUCCCGAGCCCAUUGUCGAGGAUACACAAGCUACCGAGGCGGUCUCUGAAGAUGCCGCCACCGCCGACAUUGCCCCCGAACAUACUGAGCCUACCGAUGCUGCCACAAAAAAGGCCGACACGGACGAACCGUCCGAUGUCGCUUCCAAGCACACGAGUACAAUGUCCUUCACUCGAACCAUCCCCCAUGAACCGAGCUGGAGCGAUGACGGCGAUCCCGAGUGGAACCUCGCACGCGCGGAUACGGACCCCUUCAAGUUCUUGCCAGCAAGCGACCGGACCAACUCCUUCCCUCCUGUUCCUCCUCUAGAGCAGCACGAGCAACAGCAAGAUGAGCAACAGCAGCACGAGCAACAGGAACACCAGCAGCAGCAACACCAAACCGAGCCUCAUUUGGAGCAUUCACCAAUUGUUCAGCCCCAGGUUCCGGAUUUCCUUCGUGACGACGACGGAGGUGGAGACGGGAACGUUACUCAGCAGUACAUGGGUGGUGACCUUGGUGAUAAGGCCACCGAGGCGCUUGAUGCCCGUUUUGAAGAGGGUGUUCCCCUGAUUGUGCAUGAUGGAAACACGACAGCUCAGCGGGAUGAUACAAAGGACCUAUUUGGGGCAGAGGACGCCAAUGACGAAGACGACUUUUUCAGCCAGGUUCAGCAAGGAGGUGCCGGUGAGACUGAACAUGAGCCGCAGCCUCUGGAACGCAAGUCGACGAUGCAGGUAUUGGGCGCUAUGGACAUGGGCUCCGUCCAGCCAAGUAUCGAUACAGUGGAAGAAGAACCCGAGGAAGAGGCGGAUACGGUGGUAGAGGCGCAUGGCCAGGACCAUUUCGAUGCAACGACCACAGAUCUCAACACAAAUGACAAUAACGAGGAGCAGAAGCCAGAGGAACAGAAGCCAGAAGGCGAGGAUGUCGAGGCCAAGUGGAAGGAACUGUUUGGCGACGACGAAGAGGACACCUUGUCACUUCUUGAUGAUUCUACGGAGGCGUCGAAUGAGAACAAGGAGAUUGACCCGGCUGCCUUCUUUGGGAGUGAUGAUGAGGGCUUUCUCGACGAUUCAGAGGAGUUCCCAACAACGGAAACAACCCAGCCCAGGGCGCCUAGUGUAGCCGGCUCCAACACCACGACAACCCCUACCACCCGGUACAUGCCUCAGACCCAAACUCCGGGCCUGACUGGAGCCGCGAAUCCUUAUGCUCCCGCUCCGCCACCGCUAACUUCGGCGCCGUCAAAUCCCUACUUCCCGGGCGCGCCCAGCACGGUUGCGCAGACACCUUCUCUUACGCCCUUUGGUGCCCCUGUUUCGGCUCCUCCUCCAACCGGGAGAUUUGGUUACGGCGCGGUUCCUCCGCCACAGAUUGAGAGGAAAGCCGAAAGUUUCGUUGAUAAAAAGGGUGGCUACCAGUCACCGUACGAUCUUCCUAUGGAGGUAGUCAAGGUAAAGAAGCGCCCAAGUAUGGCAACUCUUAACAAGCCCGUGACAGCACCAGCCGUUCCACCUCCUCCUAAACUCGCAUCUCACCUGCCUCCCCCACCGCCUGCCUCCGUUCCACACUCAUCUCAGCCUGGUGUCAAGCCGCCACCACCUCCUGGUGGAGCCAAGCCGAAGGAGAAGUUCUUUGAGGAGCUUCCUGUUGUCACCAAGGCGCGUCCAGCUUCUCGACAUACAAUGGUGACCGCGUCGCCCGCACAGUCCAGCCCAUACGGUCCACCACCCUCGGCUGGCCCAGCUUCUGUCGUCUCCCGGCCACCUGUUCCUGGAAUGCCCUCUGCUAUGGGUCCUGCUCCCAACUCUCCCCCUACCCAGCAUGCGGAGAUUCCCAACCUCGUUGCGCCGCCGCGCGUCAACCCUUACGCUUCGUUACCGUCCAGCACUACUAGCCUCGCUCCCUCUGUUCCUGCCCCGGCUUCGAGUCGUUAUUCUCCGGCGCCUCCAAGUGGGUCACAACUCAGCACCCCCGUCCCGCCUGCUGUGUCAAGUCGUUACUCUCCUGCUCCGUCAGCUUCUCGGCCGACGAGUUCCGGUUACACUCCAUCUACUUCGGCGCCACCGGUUCUCCCACCAGUUUUGCCGCAUCAGCCCCGUACCUCAAGUCCCUUGGCACAUUUCGAGUCGAGGCCUCUUGUAGCUAGCCAUGGGGAGAGUGGUUUAGCGGAAAAGCGGAGUAACAACUCGUUGUACGAUUUGCGACUCCAAAGAGUGCCUUCUCUGCCUCCGACUCAGGAGGUGGAAGAAGAGGGCCCCAUGCAGGGUAUGGUAUCCCCCAACCAAGUCCCAGCAUCCCUCCAGACCUCUCCGACGGCUUCAAGGCAUGGCGCUUUGCCACACAGGUCUAGAAGAACGCCGCCUCCACAGUCUCUUACUGUGCAGCCGGUGACGUCUCCUCAGAGGGCCACUUCCAGCUAUGAACCUGCGGCUACUGCUCCAGUUCACAACUUUGCGCCACCACCCCGAUCGCAGACCCAAUCCCCCGGUGCGCUCUACGGGAACAGGAAUGCAAAGCCCAUCGACCCGAUCCCUCGUCCUUCGUCGGUCGCUGACACAACUUCGCCGCGGGCUGCCUUGUAUUCUCCUAUUACUAUGCAACCUAGCUCGACUUUCCCUCCUAUUGCCACGACUACCUCGCGCCCGCGUGGUAACACUCAGAAUUUCAACCUAGUGCCCCCGACAGAUGGUAGAGAGCAUGAUCCCCUGCAGAGAUGGCGUGGUGUUCCACUUGUUUCGUGGGGCGUAGGUGGAACUCUGGUGACAAUGUUCCCCAAGGAUGUACCGCGAUAUGGCAUGGGCUCAGCGGCCCCCAUGGUUAUUCGUAGCCCAGGAGAGGUCAAGAUCAAGAGCAUGAAGGAUAUAGAACCGAUGGAGGAGCGGUUGGCCAAAUUCCCUGGUCCUUUGAAGGGGAAGUCGAAAAAGAAGGAAACCAUCACCUGGUUGACAAACGGCAUUGAGACGCUGGAGAAGACGGUGCCUACGAACCUGUCUCAACAGCUCAACCCGUCUCAUGAGGACAAGCGGACGACAGAAAGGCUCUUGCUUUGGAAGAUUCUGAGGGUCUUUGUUGAGCACGAUGGCGUGCUGGAAGGCAACCCGACCGUCAACCAAGCUGUGCGCGAAAUCCUGUACCCGGAGGCUUCAGCCAUUGAUAGUCAGCCUGAGUUUGCGACUGCUCUGAACCCAUCAGGAUUGGGCAACUCCGCCACGACCUCACUUCAGGCCGACUCGGUUGAUUCUUCGGCUGUUGAGCAGAUUCGCAACCAUCUCGUCAGUGGCGACAGUGAAAAGGCUGUUUGGGCUGCGGUCGACAAGCGGCUAUGGGGUCAUGCCUUCCUGCUGGCCAACGCCCUUAACCCUGACCUCUAUAAGCGGGUCGCUCAGGAAUUUGUCAAGAACGAGGUGAAUUCCACCGGUCACAACAAUGAGUCGCUCGCCGCUCUUUAUGAUGUCCUCUCCGGCAACCACGAAGAAAGCGUGGACGAGCUGGUGCCCGCCCAUGCCCGUGCUGGCCUUCAGCUAGUGGCCAAAGAUUCGUCUUCUGGCCCCUCCAAGGACGCCAUGGGUGGUCUUGAUAAGUGGCGCGAAACUCUUUGUUUGAUCCUCAGCAACAGGACUCCUGAUGAUGCCCGGGCCAUCAACUCUUUGGGCAAUUUGCUGGCGGGUUAUGGAAGAGCGGAGGCGGCUCAUAUCUGCUUUUUGCUUGCCAGAAGCCAGUCCAUUUUCGGUGGCUUGGAUAACCCUAACUCCAACUUUGUGCUAGUUGGGUCUGACCAUAGGAGGCAGGCUGACCAUCUUGCUGGUGGUAUCGUGCCCGUCAGCAAUCCUCACUUGGCGGCGUACAAACUGCAACACGCGUAUGCUCUGGCCGAGUAUGGCUUCAGAGACAAGGCGCUUCAGUACUGCGAGGCUAUUAUGGCUGCGAUCACUGCGCAGACGAAGCGCUCUCCUUACUACCAUGCCAUCCUUGAGGUCUAUGUCGAUGACUUGACGAAGCGAUUGAAGCAGGCACCCAAGGAGGAAUCAAACUCUUGGAUCCCGAAGCCUAGCAUGAACAAGGUAUCUGAUUCCAUGUGGAACCGGUUCAACAAGUUUGUCGCUGGAGAUGACAACGAGGAUGGUAAUAAGGGCUCACCUGACGCUGCGGGAGAAUCUGGUCCCUUUGCACGAAUCGCCGGAGGAACCCCGACUAUCAGUCGCUCGCCCUCUGCCAACAAUCUUGAGACUUUUGGUGCAGCCAUUCCCACCUAUGGUAUGCCUACUGUUCCCGUGACAAACGGUCCCAACAUGUUCUCUCCCCCUCCCACCCGGACGGCUUCACGCUACGCACCAGGCGCUCCUCAACCAUCGACUCCGAACUAUAACCCUUAUGAGACGAACUCUCCAUAUGCGCCUCGCUCGUCAGUGGAACGGGCCUCGGGCGAGUACAGCAGAAGCUCAGUUGAGCUCCCGCGUCAGUCCUUGGAUUCUCAGCGGGGUUAUUCGCACAGCAACUACGCUCCUAACCGUACAUCAUCGCCUGCUCAGCCAUAUACACCUUACGGCUCCAUGCCACAGGAAUCAUCCUACCCUGUGCCUAACAUGCAGCCUCAGCCAAGUUUGACAUCGCCACCGACUACUAUCUCCGGUUAUCAACCCUUCACUCCGCAAAACAAUGUCCAAGAAAAUGAUGAGCCGUCUCAUGAACCAGCGUCCGCCCCUUCAACUGGUUACCAGCCACCAUCGUACGGCGGGUACGAGCCUCCCUCAUUCAUCCCUUACGAGGCCGCUGUGACCAACAACGAGGAGGGUGCCUCCAAGAAGAACGGUGACUCAAACCAAGGUGGUGAAGCUGUCAACACCUUUGAGCCCCCUUCAUUCCAACCAUAUAGCUAUGAGCCACCUUCCUACGAGCCGGACACUCAGCCUUCGAAGGAUGAUGAAUCGGAAGGAGAGAAGCCCAAGCCGAAGAAGAAGGGCCCGAUGUACGAUGAUGAUGACGAUGACUUCCCCGCGGUGUCAAAGCCUGCCGGCAAGUCCAAGGCUGAGAUUGACCGGGAGAACGAGGAGAUGGUCCGUCGGAUCGCUGAAGAAGAAGCCAAACGGGCUGCCGAAGCCAAAGCCGCUAAAAAGGGCUGGGGCUUCACCAGCUGGUUCGGCAAGAAGGAGGCUGCCGCCGCGGACGCCGCGGCCGCCGCAAGCAGCCCCGGCAAGCCCAUCCGUGCCAAGCUGGGCGAGGCCAACUCGUUCUACUACGACCCUGAGCAAAAGCGAUGGGUCAACAAGAACGCCAGCCCCGAAGACCAAGCUGCCAAAAAGGCCGCGCCGCCCCCGCCCAAGGGCGGCAUCCCACGUUCCACCGCCUCCAGCCCUGCUCCCCCCAUGGGCAUGGGCGGCAGCGCUCCCAACACCCCCGGCCGCGCCAGCGCGCCGCCUGCCGGUCCGCCGAGACCGUCCGCACUCAUGCCUUCGGCUUCGGAGAAUAACGUCGCUUCAGGCCCGCCUAGUGCUGUUGGUCCUCCCACACCGGGCGGUAACGGACCGCCUAGUGCGGGACUCUUGUCACCGGGUAUGCCCUCGGCGCUGCAGCGUACAAUGUCCAGCACGAGUGCGGCGAGCGCGCCGCCUGCUGGUGCUAGCAAGCCGUUGAGCUCGACGAGUAGUAUUGAUGAUUUGUUGGGGGCGGCGGGGCCGAGGAAGAGGGGCGAGGCCAAGAAGCCGAGGAAGGCGGCUAGGUAUGUGGAUGUUAUGCAGAAGUAG
Molecule: messenger RNA, 6105 nt
Organism: Sordaria macrospora k-hell
Lineage: Eukaryota; Fungi; Ascomycota; Sordariomycetes; Sordariales; Sordariaceae
Source: RefSeq, a predicted model, not a curated record